CACUGUUAAAACCAAACAAGGCCUAAUCUCAAACCCUAUGCGCAAAGAAGCAACGAAGACGACGAAGAGGGAGGCGAUGGCUCGGAUGAUCACAUAUGUGACAAGUUCUCAGCUUCUCUCCGUUAAACCUCGUCCAAAUGUUGCUAUAAUUGAUGUCAGGGACGAUGAGCGAAGUUACGAUGGUCAUAUAUGUGGUUCUCUUCACUUUGCUAGUGAUACUUUCACCGAUAAGAUCCCUAAUCUUAUUCAGACUGUCAAAGGGAAAGACACCCUUGUUUUCCAUUGUGCUCUCAGCCAGGUUCGUGGACCAAAAUGUGCAAGAAGAUUAGCAGAUUAUCUUGGUAAUGUGAAGGAUGAUGCUGGAAUAAAGAACAUAAUGGUUCUGGAACGCGGUUAUAAUGGGUGGGAGGCUUCAGGUAAACCUGUUUGUAAAUGUUCAGACAAUCCGUGCAAGACUGCUGAAUGCACAUAAAAGACUAUUGAGAGGAAAAGUGUCGAUUUAAUGAUUGAUGAUGAUAAUCAAAGUAAUUUUAUAUGUAUUACAUUAUAUGUGUAAAGAUCUGAUAUUUUUUAUCAAUAAAAAGUGACUAUGUUCUUAUUA
Impatiens glandulifera is the source of this 601-nucleotide messenger RNA. RefSeq names its product dual specificity phosphatase Cdc25. The record is from RefSeq and is a predicted model, not a curated record. Lineage: Eukaryota; Viridiplantae; Streptophyta; Magnoliopsida; Ericales; Balsaminaceae. Gene Ontology annotation, cellular component: nucleus; cytoplasm. The transcript has 3 exons. Gene Ontology annotation, molecular function: protein tyrosine phosphatase activity. Bases 38 to 472 code for a protein of 144 amino acids.